This is a messenger RNA of Guyanagaster necrorhizus, 899 nucleotides long. Its product is annotated as DUF55-domain-containing protein. The transcript has 9 exons. Bases 12 to 824 code for a protein of 270 amino acids. Gene Ontology annotation, cellular component: nucleus. The record is from RefSeq and is a predicted model, not a curated record. NCBI's taxonomy places the organism in Eukaryota, Fungi, Basidiomycota, Agaricomycetes, Agaricales, Physalacriaceae.
CGUCCUAAUCUAUGUCCAAACCUAGGAAUUUUUGGCUGCUCAAGGCAGAGCCCGACUCUCGCUUCGUCAAGGGAAAGGAUGUAAAGUUUAGCGUCGACGAUUUUGAGACCGUCGUUACAUCGUCGUGGGAAGGUGUUCGGAACUACGAGGCGAGAAAUCUUAUGAAAGAGAUGAAAGUUGGAGACAAGGCUCUUUUUUACCACUCGAAUUGCAAAGUUCCUGGAAUCGCGGCUUUUGCUGAGGUGGUCAAAGAAGCAUAUCCCGAUCACACUGCUUGGGAUCCUUCGCACCCAUACUUCGACCCUAAAUCAGACAAGGAGAAACCCAAAUGGUUCAUGGUCGACCUCAAGUUUACAGCGCGAGCACAGCACUUCGUUCCUUUGUCCUUCUUGCGUUACAUAGGCGCCCAAAGUAUCGAAUCUGUACCCGAAAAUGUCCGUUACAUCAGUCAGUCUGAUGCUGAAGCUAUUCGAUCUAUGGACCUCAUCACCCGUGGACGUCUAAGCAUUCAGCGUGUGGGUGAGAAAGCCUGGGAUGCGAUCAAGCUUUUGUCAGAGAAAGGAGGCUGGGAAGAUCUGAAUAUCAAGUCGGAGCAGAAGACUCAGAUGAAAGCCGGGCGCACUUCUUCCUCUAAACGACUAAAGAAAGUCGCUGCUAAGGAUAGGGAUGAUCAGUCCGAGGAAGGAGGGAAUGAUGAUGAACCGUCGAAUCCUACAACGUCAAAGCGAGGGAAGAAACGCAAAGCGGCUACACCUCCAGACGAGGUUCUGCGUACUCGUAGGUCAACUAGACGUUAUUCAGCUGCUCCUGCCGCGCCUGUCUAAUUUUUUCUAUUAUAUUUCUGUAUUUUCCAGUCGUACCUCUCAACGUUGUAUAUAUCAUAAUUCACAGAAACGCAG